This is a messenger RNA of Enterobius vermicularis (human pinworm), 1473 nucleotides long. The record is from the annotation of a GenBank genome assembly. Lineage: Eukaryota; Metazoa; Nematoda; Chromadorea; Rhabditida; Oxyuridae.
AUGUAUGACUUGUCUAUAUUGCUGUUGUUGGUUAUAUAUACAUUCGGUUUUUUGUCGGCAAGUAUUGAAGAAAAUCGCUUGUUACGGGAUUUACGCGAAAAUUACGAUAGUGUCGAAAGACCAGUGGAAAAUCAUAAAGAAGCUGUGCAAGUGAAAGUCCAAGUGUUGCUUCAACAAAUUUUAGAAGUGGUAUUACUAUUAUUUAAAAUUACUAAUUACAUAAAAAUGUAUUCAGAAUGGAAAGAUUAUAAAAUGAAAUGGGAUCCUGCAGAAUAUGGUGGCAUUUUGGACUUACACUUACCUUCAUCAGGUGAUGGCGCUUUGUGGAAACCAGAUAUUCUACUUUUCAAUAGCGCAGAAGACACUUUUGACAACAGCUUUCCAGUGAACUUCGUUGUUUAUUACACUGGCGACAUACUGUUUGUUCCGCCUGGUAUUGUAAAAAGCUCCUGCAAUAUCGACAUUACUUGGUUUCCUUUUGAUGAGCAAAUAUGUUGUCUUCGAUAUGGCUCAUGGUCGUAUGCAACGAGUCAAUUAGAUCUUCACGUGAACAGCGCUAAUCUGUCGGAUAAAGAUCAUAUGGAUUUGACUUACUACUUGGAGAACAGUGAAUGGGAACUUCUAGGGACUCCGGCAGAUCGUCUGUUGAAGCCAUUUUUGAACGACUCUUUUACCGAACUACACUUCCGUUUACACAUCAGGCGGAAAAAAGUGUACUACUUUAUGAACUGGAUUAUUCCAAGCAUAAUUAUUUCUCUGAACAACCUUCUUGGAUUUAUGCUGCCAUCGGAGUGUGGUGAAAAAAUAACUUUACGUAAAUUUCUAAACAGUUGCACCCUCAACUUAGGAAUCUUCUUCUCAUUCUCAAUUAUCAUUCUUGGAUGUUCAGUCAUGAUGACUAUUCUGGUGGUUGAUAUACAUUUUCGAAUGCCAGACGUUUACGAAAUGAGUCCGUGGGUCCGUAAAACAUUUCUUGAAUGGUUACCCUGGGCGUUGCUUAUGAAGCGACCUGGUCACCAAUUUCGAAUGCCAAAAGAGGGCUGCAAUUCGUAUGAACAGAGUUAUUUGCUUCCAGACGAAAAGCGCGCGUCUUUAGACGCUAUCAUAAACGGCGACACAUUACGCAGAUAACAAAUUUUUGAACAAUUAAUGCUGAGGAAAAAUAAAAGUUUUACAACGAGGCGGGACGUUGAAGGAUCGUUAAUCAGAAUCGAACUUCUAAUGCUUGAAUUUUCGUCUUUCUUCAAGGAUUUACAGACAUAUUUGAAAGAUGACGAAAAGGAAAAAUUGGAACAAGCAGAUUGGCGAUAUAUUGCUAAAGUUAUCGACCGUUUUUGUCUGUUUUUGUUCACAUUCUUAAUUCUGCUUGCUUUUCUAUUUCUGGCGAUCAACAUGCAAGGGUCAAUGACUUCUACUAUUCAGCCAUCAUUGGUACCUUGUGUACCUGCAAGUUCUGCUCAAGCAGCCAAAUAA